Molecule: messenger RNA, 1118 nt
Organism: Cephus cinctus (wheat stem sawfly)
Lineage: Eukaryota; Metazoa; Arthropoda; Insecta; Hymenoptera; Cephidae
Gene: MED7
Product: mediator of RNA polymerase II transcription subunit 7
Exons: 4
Coding region: 271-963 (230 amino acids)
Biological process (GO): regulation of transcription by RNA polymerase II
Cellular component (GO): core mediator complex; mediator complex
Molecular function (GO): transcription coregulator activity
Source: RefSeq, a predicted model, not a curated record
CCGCUUGAUACAUUUUUCCCAUGGGCCUCAUGUUGCAUGGUCUUUCGCCUGGUUCUAUAAACCUUAUCGGGAGUAGGGAGAGUCAACAUGGCAGAAAGACUGAGAUAUAUCUGAGGACUGUGAAAGUAAAAUAAAAGACAGUUAUCAAAAAGUAAUCCAGUGAAUAUAUUUAAUUGAUUAAUAUUACGCAAACAUAACAUAACAACAUUAGUAUUGCAUAGCUAAAUUAAUUUUGCGUAAAUUUCAAACGAAACUCUGCAGUCUCUUGAUAUGGCAGCAUCUGAAGCGAUACAAGUUAGUUCUUUGCCAUUACCUCCAGUACAAUAUAUAAACUUGUACACCGAUGAAAAUGUUAGAAGAGGUCGGGCACCACGGCCACCACCACCAAUCCAUGAUACAUAUUCAAUGUUUGGCAAUGUAUUCAACGCUGAUGAUACAAUUAUUAGACCACUUGAGGCUCAAGGUAUCAAAAGACUUUAUCCACAACAUUUUGAUCGACGCCGGGAGCUUAAGAAACUUAACCACUCAUUGCUUGUCAAUUUCUUGGAUCUUAUUGACUUACUUGUUCAAUGUCCUGAUAGUCCAAGACGUGCAGAGAAGGUAGAAGAUCUAAGUUUAUUAUUCAUUCACAUUCAUCACUUGCUCAAUGAAUUUAGACCUCAUCAAGCUCGUGAGACUUUAAGAGUAAUGAUGGAACUUCAAAGGAGACAGAGAGUUGACACAGCACUUCGAUUUCAGAAACACCUUGAAAAGGUUCAGGAAAUUUUGCAACAUGCAUUACAAAUGCUUCCUGAUGGUUUAGAAUUAGAUUCCAAACUUGCAAUAAACACUGAUGCAAUGGAAGCUAUGGAUACUUUAGGACUUGAGCAAAGAGGACCUGACCUUUGCUGUCCAAGUGAUCGUAUUAUGUGUAAUGUUAUUGAUGAGAUGACUGCAAUGACAUCAAGCAACGGUUUAUUUUAAUUAAAGAUGUAAUUCUUAUCGAUUUAUUCAUUUGUUUGUAUUGACAGUCACUCUUAUCAUAAUUCACAAUUUGUAUUUUUUUAAAUUCUUUUGAUGUUUGAAUUUCUCAGAGGCAUAACACUACAUUAAAAAUAAAGAAUUUCAUGAAUUUAAAA